This is a messenger RNA of Globicephala melas (long-finned pilot whale), 1745 nucleotides long. RefSeq names its product sorting nexin 15 (gene SNX15). Gene Ontology annotation, molecular function: phosphatidylinositol binding. The record is from RefSeq and is a predicted model, not a curated record. NCBI's taxonomy places the organism in Eukaryota, Metazoa, Chordata, Mammalia, Artiodactyla, Delphinidae.
AAAUCACUUAGUUCCUGCUUUACCAACAACCGAGGACUUUUUAGACGCUCCCUUGGCCAAGCGCCCUGGCCGAGAAUUGCACUGUCACUUGCGACCAGCUCCCUGGGCCCGAGGACGAAGGGCGCAGGCCCGGGAGAGGCUGUGGCUGGCGGAGACUGACCUGGAGGGGCAGGGGCGGGGGCGGCGUGGAGGAGGCGGAGGCCGGCGGUCAGCUCUGCUCCAGCUCGAUUGCCAUGUCCCGCCAGGCGAAGGACGACUUCCUGCGGCACUACACAGUCUCGGACCCCCGGACCCACCCAAAGGGCUACACAGAGUACAAAGUGACGGCUCAGUUCAUCUCAAAGAGGGACCCGGAGGAUGUCAAAGAGGUGGUGGUCUGGAAGCGGUACAGUGACUUUCGAAAGCUGCAUGGAGACCUGGCCUAUACCCACCGCAACCUCUUCCGCCGCCUGGAGGAGUUCCCUGCCUUCCCCCGCGCCCAGGUGUUUGGCCGGUUUGAAGCCUCGGUGAUCGAGGAGCGGCGAAAGGGGGCCGAGGACUUGCUUCGCUUUACUGUGCACAUCCCCGCACUCAACAACAGCCCCCAACUCAAGGAGUUCUUCCGGGGUGGGGAGGUGACACGGCCCUCCGAGAUGUCCAGAGACGUGCAUAUCCUGCCACCCCCUCUGAUCCCCACACCGCCCCCUGACGAACCCCGGGUGCAGCCUCAUGAGCCCUGGUUGCCCCAGCCGCUCCCUGCAGAGAGGAGGGGCCUCGAGGAGUUGGAGGUGCCAGUGGACCCCCUGCCAUCCAGCCCUGCCCAGGAGGCCCUGGAUCUCCUCUUUAACUGUGGGAGCACCGAGGAGGCGUCCAGUUCCCCCGGCCGAGGCCCCCUCACCGAGGCUGAGCUUGCCCUCUUUGACCCCUUCUCCAAGGAAGAAGGUGUAGGCCCCAGUCCUACCCACAUGGGUGAGCUGGCAGCAUUGGAGGCAGAAUCUGAAAGACUGGACCAGGAACCCUGGGAGCCAGGAGGGCAGGCGGAGGAAGAGGACGAGGAAGGAGGGCCCGCCCCUGCCUAUCUGAGCGAAGCCACAGAGCUCAUCACCCAGGCCCUACGGGAUGAGAAGGCAGGCGCCUACCCUGCAGCUUUGCAGGGUUACCGGGAUGGUGUGCACAUCCUGCUUCAGGGAGUUUCUGGUGACCCAUCACCUGCCCGCCGGGAGGGUGUGAAGAAGAAGGCGGCUGAGUACCUGAAGCGGGCAGAGGAAAUCUUGCACCUGCAUCUGUCCCAGCUCCCACCCUGAGACGGGAGAGGACCCUUUCCCAGGACUCUAGCUCCAGCACUGCCAGCCACCCUCUUCUCCUCUCCCUGGUGCCUGGCCUGAUCUUCUGGUCUUGUAACUCCAGAGGCCAUUUCUGUGUGUAACUGGACCAAGAAUGAGACAAAUAAUGAAUUCUCAGCUCCCUGACCACACCUGCCACCUUGGAAUCAGGGACUCACAAGUCUGAUCCUGCCUAUCUCUAUCUUGAUAUGUGAGCAGCAGCUCUGGUCCCUAGGCUCUUUGUUUAUCCAUCUAGAACCGGGGUCUGCAGACUAUGUCCCGCACCCAAAUAUGGCCCACUGCCUUUUUUUGUAAGGCCCACAAGCCAGAAGAGUUUUUACUUUUUUUUAAUAGUUGAAAAAAUUCAAAAGAAUAAUAUUCUGUGGCAGGUGAAAAUUACAUGAAAUGUAAGUAUCUAAAAAAUAAAAGUUUAUUGGAACACAA